Molecule: messenger RNA, 1005 nt
Organism: Fusarium coffeatum
Lineage: Eukaryota; Fungi; Ascomycota; Sordariomycetes; Hypocreales; Nectriaceae
Exons: 2
Coding region: 1-1005 (334 amino acids)
Source: RefSeq, a predicted model, not a curated record
AUGAGCAGUCUUGACACAGUCGGGUCAUUGCUUGCGGCCAUUGCUACCCUCCUCGCCCAAGGAUUGCGCAUACUCAGCUUAGCUGACAAGAGCCAUUGGGGCCCUGACGAGCACGAGCAGGUUCAAGCCCUUGCUGCUGCGCUGGACGAGGCCAAGAAGGACUUUCAGGAGCUGGCACCUUUGGUCAACGGUCAGAUAUACUACGAAACCGACCGAAAACAUGAAUCCCUUGAAGAGCUGAGAGCUUUGAAGGCUCAUUUCACCUCGCACAUAGAACAGAUAAAGGAUUGGAGCCGUUCGGGCGGUCCGAUCAACCCGAUAUGGGUGCGCGAGACGCAUACUUUACAACGAAAGCUACAUAGAGCGCAAUGUCGGGCGGCAAGACGAAUAUACACGUCAGAAAAGGAAGGAUCUUCGAGAUGCUUGGGAGCAUUCCUUAUUUAUCGACAACAACGCAAAUGGGCAUUGGAUAAAACCGUACCAGACGAGCUCGAAUAUUCACAAAGAUACCGGGAGGAAUUGCGCCUGUGUAACGCUAUAGGAUCGUUCAAGAGGUUCGGCGAUCGCGAUAUUGCCUUCGUGUGCGACUACUGCGACGGUCAUAUAAUAUGGGAGGAUAUUGAGAACAUGCCCUCGAUACGAACGUUUCAAGAAGCCGCGGCGUCUCCGAUCUUGACGUUAUCGCCAACCCCCGAUAACCCCCACUGGCAAGCGACAGGUUUCACUCAAUCUGGACAUCAGGAGAAACAGGUUGUAUUUGCGCCAGUCGCCAUCGCAAACCAUGUCACACCGCAACACCGCGACUGGCUGGCUGGUUUGUUGUGCCAAUACUGCGAAACAGAAUCAACAGUACCUCAGGAACAGUACGACGAUGAGGAUGCAUAUCGACCAGAUCUAGGAUACGAAGAUAUGGCUGCGCUUCAGGAGCACCUCGAAUGGCAACAUAUAGUGACCGCACCAACAUCGCAGGCACAAGCGACUUCGAACGAUUGCAUAGUCAUGUAG